Molecule: messenger RNA, 2492 nt
Organism: Mesocricetus auratus (golden hamster)
Lineage: Eukaryota; Metazoa; Chordata; Mammalia; Rodentia; Cricetidae
Gene: Nbn
Product: nibrin
Exons: 16
Coding region: 120-2375 (751 amino acids)
Biological process (GO): double-strand break repair via homologous recombination; mitotic G2 DNA damage checkpoint signaling; telomere maintenance
Cellular component (GO): nucleus; Mre11 complex
Molecular function (GO): damaged DNA binding; protein binding
Source: RefSeq, a predicted model, not a curated record
UUGGCGGAGUCCUGGGAGCGCGCACGUCCCGGAGCCCGCGCCAGUGCAACCUGGUGACCGCGCACGCCGGAUAGCCGCGGUUGGCGUGGCAGGACGCGGGGUUCUGAGGCGCAGGACCCAUGUGGAAGCUGCUCCCGGCCGCUGCUGCGGCCCCAGGAGAACCAUGCAGACUUUUGGCUGGCGUAGAGUACAUUGUUGGAAGGAAAAACUGUGCCAUUCUAAUAGAAAAUGAUCAGUCAAUCAGCCGAAACCAUGCUGUGCUAACAGUAAACUUUCCUGUAACCGCCUUGAGUCAAACAGAUGAAAUUCCUCCAUUAACGAUAAAAGAUAAUUCUAAAUAUGGAACCUUUGUUAAUGAGGAAAAAAUGCAGAAUGGCCUUUCCUACACUUUGAAGACAGGAGAUAGAGUUACCUUUGGGGUGUUUGAAAGUAAAUUCAGAGUGGAAUAUGAGCCUUUAGUUGUUUGUUCUUCUUGCUUAGACAUCUCUGGGAAAACCGUUUUAAACCAAGCUAUACUACAGCUUGGAGGACUUACUGCAAGCAACUGGACAGAAGAAUGUACUCACCUGGUCAUGGCGUCAGUCAAAGUCACCAUUAAAACUAUAUGUGCACUCAUUUGUGGACGUCCAAUUGUAAAGCCAGAAUACUUUUCUGAAUUUCUCAAAGCAGUUGAGUCUAAGAAACAGCCUCCAGAAAUUGAAAGUUUCUACCCACCCAUUGAUGAGCCAGCUAUUGGAAGUAAAAGUGUUGAUCUGUCAGGACGACAAGAGAGGAAACAAAUCUUCAAGGGGAAAACAUUUGUAUUUUUAAAUGCCAAACAGCAUAAGAAAUUGAGUUCGGCCGUUGUUUUUGGAGGCGGGGAAGCCAGGCUGAUAGCAGAAGAAAAUGAAGAAGAUGAGAGUUUCUUUUCAGCUCCUGGAACAUGUGUUGUUGACAUAGGAAUAACAAAUACACAAAUAAUAAUUACUAACUCCCAGAAAACAUGGAUUCAGUUGAUAAUGGACACCCUUCAAAGGCAUGGUCUUAGACCUAUUCCUGAAGCAGAAAUUGGACUGGCUGUUAUUUUUAUGACUACGGAGAAUUACUGUAAUCCUCAGGGCCAGCCUUGUACAGAAUUAAAAACCACAACUCCAGGACCAAGCCUUUCCCAAGGCUUGUCAGUCAAUGGAAAAACAAUGCCAAGUGCUCCUGUGAAUAUGACAGCAUAUGUAGCUGACACAGAAUCAGAGCAAGCAGAUACAUGUAUGUCUUUGAGUGAAAGACCAAAAGAAGUGAGGACUCCUGGAGAGGAACAAACUGUUAGAAAGCUUUCACAGGAAACUUGCAGCAUGAAGGAGGCCCUCAAGUCCAGCUCCAAGGCUAAUAAUGUGGUAUCAAAUACCCUGGUUAUGGGGAAGAACCCAGACUAUCAGCUUUCCCCAGUGAGAUUCCCUGCUGCUAAUAGAAAUAGAGAUUGGACUUCGCAGCAGCAGCAGCAGAACUCCAUCAAAAACUACUUCCUGCCGUGCACCAAAAAGAGAGAAAGGGAUGAAGAAAUUCCUUCAAUGUCAUCGUCCAAAUCAUCAAGAAUGGAACUGUCUUGUUCUCUUCUAGAACAAACGCAGCCUGCUGCACCCUCACUGUGGAAAAGCAAGGCGCAUCCAUCGCAGAGUGAGCCUGUGGACAAGGAAGCAGACGGCUCAUUUGUGGUGGAUAGAGACAUAAAGCCCAAUGGGAAGAGUCCUGCCAGUAAAUCAUUUUCUACAGAAAAUCUUGGACCAAAAAAAAGAACAAUUGAUUUGGCCAUAGAAGAGGAAGCACUGGAAGAGUUACUCAAGAGUGCAGAGCCGGAGCUGGCAGUUCACAUGAAAGUUGAAAAGCAAGAGGCGGACGUCAGUGCCAGAAAAAAGCCACGGAUGGAUGUAGGAGAGAGUGGUCACCUUGGUGGUGACAGGGUACCAGAAAGCAACAGAAUAACUCAAGAAGAUGAAGCAGAAAAAAAAGUUGAACUCAAGAGAGAAUUACUGUGGUCCACAAAAGAUGAAACAGUUAACGGUGAUGAACUUCCAGACAGCAGUGAGCUGCUUCCAAGAAAAGUGCUACUAACUGAAUUUAGGUCAUUGGUGGUCAGUAAUUCCACUUCCAGAAGUCUGUGCAUGCUAAAUGAUUGUGGUCAACUGAAGAAUUUCAAGAAAUUUAAAAAGGUCAUGUUUCCUGGAGCAGGAAAGCUCCCACACAUCAUUGGAGGAUCCGAUCUCAUAGCUCAUCAAGCUCGAAAGAAUACAGAAUUAGAAGCAUGGUUGAAACAUGAAAUGGAGGUACAGAGACAACAAGCGAAAGAAGAGAGUCUCGCUGAUGAUUUAUUUAGAUAUAAUCCUAAUGUAAGAAGAAGAUAAUUGAACACAUUUCCUAGCAAACAUUUAUUUCAGACCAUCUGGGAUACAUGAAUGUAGUACAUAGAAAUUAUAAAUGCGUUAAGGCUUCAACCUAUUAAAUAAAGGGAAUAAACUCCA